Molecule: messenger RNA, 1346 nt
Organism: Moneuplotes crassus
Lineage: Eukaryota; Ciliophora; Spirotrichea; Euplotida; Euplotidae
Source: the annotation of a GenBank genome assembly
AAAAAGUAGUGUUUGUUAUGGUCAAAAAGAAGAUCAAAAUAGAGCUUUACCAGAACCAGGAGAGUCUCUCAAAGCCUAUACUCUGCAGCUUCCCUCAGAAUGUUCCUCCACAAGAGUUCUUCACUGCAGAAAAGACAGAAGGAGCGGAAGAAAAGCACAAGAAUAAAAAGUCGAAGAAGAUGGUGAUAGAGGCUGAAAAUAAAUUAAUGAAGUACAGGGCAACAAGUUUCUCUUCUCAGAACAUUUCUAAAAAUCAGACCUCGGACUACAUGAUUGGAGUUUGGGAUAAGGAAAAACAUAAAAUUAGACUAAUUGAUGUUGGCAGUAUUUUUACAAUGACUCAGCAGUGCAAGAAUGUCAAGGCAUUCAAACCCCUUAAGGAUAACCUUUAUGAAGGAGUUGACUAUUAUGAGAAGAAGAACCAACUUGUUAAUGAAUUUGGAACUAAGAAAGCCCAGUCAAAGAUGCAACAACUUAAGAAUAAUAUUGUAGAAGAGAAGAAUAUCAAUACAGAGAAGCAGAUGACAAAAAUAUUAAAGCAUGAUGUUCAGAAGGCUAUUGACGAGGAUCUGAAGAAACAGGAUCAGCAGGAGGAUAAUAGCUAUCUCAGAGAAAUUCUGCCUGCUUUUGAUGCGACUGCUAAAAAGCCUGAGUUUGUUUAUUUUAGAGGUGGCUUCUGGCCAAAGGAACUUAAUGAAUUUAUCCAUUUUAAAGAGCUUUAUAAAGCUUGCAAGCAAGGAAAAGAAGAUGAAGAAGCCAUCAAAUCCAAAUAUGAAGGAGCUUCUAUUGCAAAUAUGAGAAUCCUUGUUGAGGAAGAAAAGAAGGACCCAAAUACCAAGCACUUAAAGUUUAGAGUCAGAGGUGCUGUUUUUCUUACUUAUCUCCUUCGUUUCUACAGAUGUAGGGAGACUAUUACCAUGAGUGCUAAAGAGCUGGAAGAGUACUUAGGAAUUCCAAAGGACAUUGCUGAUCACUUACUGAAUGUAUACUCAACCUUGUCUUUAGCAAAGGGAGCUUCAGAGAAGAAGUUCCAUUAUGUGCGUAAUAAAAAGAUGAAGGAUAAGUUGAUAAGCCACAUAAUUGUGCUAAUGAUGGUGAUCAAUAACUACAAGAUCAACGUUAAGUAUAUUAUUAAUGCAUUAAAGCUGGAUCUCAUUGAAAUUGUCGCUUAUCUAAGACAAAUUUCUGCUUUCCCGAAGAAGCAAAGGAAGAAGCUAGAGGAAGAUGGUCAAGAGGAAACUAAGAAGAUUGGAGAGAAAAAGAGAAAGAAUGAAUGGGCCCUUGAUAGCAAUGGAGAUUUGAUGGUCUACUUAAAAGCCCCGAUGAGAUCAAUCAGGAAGAAAUAA